AUGAAAAAGUUCGGCUUUGGCAAGAAGGGCGACGAUGCUGACGAGGCCGGCCGCAACGCCCUCUUUGGCCGGAAGAAGCCAUCGUCAUCGUCGGGGCAGUCGGAAAACCCUUACGCUGGGCAAGGUGCUAGCGAUCCGUACGCCGAUAGCGCCAAGUAUGCCAACGUGUCUCCGUACCAGCAAGCCCGCGCCGGGCUAGCUGAGGACCGGCGAGCAGGCUCCCCCGGCGGCGACCAAGGCAGCCGACCCGGCGGGCACCACUCGGGCGUGCGAAACCAGGCGCCGGAGAGCGGCUACCGGAACCCCCCCGCAGCCGGCUACGGGCCUGACCGGUACGGAUCCGGCGGUGGCUACGGCUCGAAUCGCUACAAUACCCCGGCCGGGGGUCCUGGGGGCGCUGGAGGCGCUGGAGGUGCUCGCGGCCCUGGUGGCUACGGUGGUUUCGGGCAUGCCAGGAGUGACCCGGACGAAAAUCGCGACGCUCUCUUUUCGGGAGCCCAGGAGCGUCAGGUUCAGCAGCGGCAACCCCCCCCUCCUCCUCCAGCAGCUCCGCCAGGUCACGGUCAACCAGAGUCGGGGAGCAGCAACUCGUACGACGGCUACGGGGAGCAGCGGGAGCUGACGGCAGAGGAACAGGAGGAAGCUGACUACCAGGCCAUCCUCGCCCAGAAGCGUCAGGUCCAGCAGGAAAGCGUUUCCUCGGUUUCACGCUCGGUCCAGAUGGCGAGGCAAGCCAACGAGGUCGGUCAAGCGACGCUUGCGCGCCUCGGCGCCCAAGGCGAGCGUCUGCACAACACGGAGAAGAAUCUCGACCUGGCCGCCAACCAGAACAAGAUUGCGCAGGAUCGUGCAGCGGAACUGAAGACGCUCAACCGGAGCAUGUUCGCCAUCCACGUCAACAACCCGUUCACCUCCAAGCAGCGCCAGCAGAGGGCGGACGACGAGGUCAUGAGCAGGCACCGCGCCGAGAGGGAGCAGAGGGAAGCCACGCGGCAUGAGGGCUUCGCCGCCAACGAGCGCAUGGAAAGCACCUUUAGGCAGAUCAACUCGGCCGGACGGCCCCGUCCGCAAACCCGCAAGAAGGACUACGGCAAAUUCAACCUGGACGACGAGGAGGGGGCCGACGAGCUGGAAGACCAAAUCGACGACGGGCUUACCGAGCUGGAGGGCCAGGUUUCCAUGAUGAACAUGGUUGGACGGGCCAUUGGCAAGGAAGUGGACGCCCAGAACAAGCAGAUUGAGAGAAUCAUGGGCAAGAGUGAUGCUGUUGAUGACGCAACGAGGAUGAACCGCGAGCGGCUGGCGCGCAUCAAGUGA
This is a messenger RNA of Ustilaginoidea virens, 1317 nucleotides long. RefSeq lists its product as uncharacterized. The record is from RefSeq and is a predicted model, not a curated record. Gene Ontology annotation, cellular component: SNARE complex; plasma membrane. NCBI's taxonomy places the organism in Eukaryota, Fungi, Ascomycota, Sordariomycetes, Hypocreales, Clavicipitaceae. The coding region runs from base 1 to 1317 and encodes 438 amino acids. The transcript has 2 exons. Gene Ontology annotation, biological process: exocytosis; vesicle fusion. Gene Ontology annotation, molecular function: syntaxin binding; SNAP receptor activity.